AUGCCUGAUAUUAUUAUUGUUGGAGCUGGCCCGACGGGCCUUUGGCUCGCAUUGGAGCUUCGCAGCGCUGGGCUUGAAGUCACCGUAAUCGAAAAGAAUAUUAAUCGAGAUAUUCGUUCGCGAGCUGCUGCAAUGGCAGCCGGUAGUCUUGAAACGUUCGCGACUCGUGGUAUAGCUCAGCGAUUCAUUGAUGCUGGAACACCAAUACACUCAAUCCAUUACGGUUCAUCAGAGAGUCGGCUGCACAUGUCAAGAGAAUCCUUGGGUACCAAGCACCCUCACUCUUUGAUGAUUCCGCAGGCAGUGACGGAACAGCUCUUAGUAGAGCUUUGCCAGGAAAAGGGAGUCGAAUUCUUCUUCGGUCACCUCGCGAGUGGUCUUGUCCAAGAUAGUAACACAGUCGCCGUCGAAACCGAGACCGGAGACGGCACAAAAUCUACAUUCACCGCUUCGUGGCUCGUUGGGUGCGAUGGAACAAAGAGUGCGAUCAGGAAAUUAGCAAACUUCGAGUUCCCUGGCACUGAUGGCAAUAUAUCCGGUUGGCUUGCAGAUGUACUGGCUACCGACCCUCCUUCUCAACCACUAUCCGUCAAUAACGAAUAUGGGUCGUUUCUAAUGCAGCCUCUCGGAUAUCAAAAGUACUAUCGGCUCACCGGAGUGAGUAUAGGCACCAUGAAUUUGCCGCCAAGUGCAAUUCCAACGCUGGAUAAUGUCAAAUCCUUCGCAACUGAGGCUCUUGGGACAGAUUUUGGGAUACACUCUCCUCUGUGGCUCUCUCGCUUUUCGAACACCACUCGUCUCGCGACAAAUUUCCGCAGUGGGCGUGUCUUUAUCGCCGGCGACGCUGCUCACCAAUUUUUCCCAGCUGGUGGUCAAGGAAUCACAACAGGAAUUCAAGAUGCUGCGAAUUUGGCGUGGAAGCUAGUUGCUGUUGCUCAAAGACGAUUGACAGGGGAGAACGCUGAUGAGCUUCUAAACACUUACAGCACGGAGCGAAAACUAGCAUUGCAGGCCAUAAUCAAGAGCACACUAGCCCAGACUGCUCUGUAUGCCUCGAGCAAUUCAGUACAGUCUGCUUUGGCAGAUGUUGUAUACGAGCUGAUAGCCCACCCUGACUUGAACAAGUUGUUGGUGAGGCGCAUCACGGGGUUUGGAGACCCAUUCCCCACGAAGGAGGGCGGUCAAGAUCCGUUAGUAGGCGCAAGGGUAACUCACCUCGAAGUGGGCGGUGGAUUUGAACUACUCCAUAGUGCCAUGGCUGUGGAUACCUUCAUUCUGCUUGUGCGAGAUCUCAACCUUGAGCCACUUCUUUCCGACUGCAUUAGUCCUUGGGCCGCUUACAUAAAGUGUCUUGGACCAAACGACGGUAUAGUUUCCUUUGGUCAGCAAUGGGAAGGCGUGGAUGCAGCUUUGGUCCGGCCUGAUGCGCGUGUUGUUUGGGUUUGCCGAGAUUCAUCUCCCAGAGAGCAUAUUCACUUGUCUAUUAGGAAAUUACUCGAAGAGUUAUGUAAGGAAAUUUGA
Messenger RNA from Trichoderma gamsii, 1521 nucleotides. Its product is annotated as FAD binding domain-containing protein. NCBI's taxonomy places the organism in Eukaryota, Fungi, Ascomycota, Sordariomycetes, Hypocreales, Hypocreaceae. The transcript has a single exon. Gene Ontology annotation, molecular function: FAD binding. Bases 1 to 1521 code for a protein of 506 amino acids. The record is from RefSeq and is a predicted model, not a curated record.